Molecule: messenger RNA, 3325 nt
Organism: Morone saxatilis (striped sea-bass)
Lineage: Eukaryota; Metazoa; Chordata; Actinopteri; Moronidae
Gene: nr2f5
Product: nuclear receptor subfamily 2, group F, member 5
Exons: 4
Coding region: 874-2088 (404 amino acids)
Biological process (GO): anatomical structure development; regulation of transcription by RNA polymerase II; cell differentiation
Molecular function (GO): zinc ion binding; nuclear receptor activity; RNA polymerase II cis-regulatory region sequence-specific DNA binding
Source: RefSeq, a predicted model, not a curated record
UGUUAGUGACACUUUCCCCCAAAUUGUAGCUUUGACUCUCAGAGGUGGGACAGGCAGUCGAAGGGUGAAGCGACACACUCGAGCGGCGAAGACUGUUCUGCUAUCUCUGUUUAAUCUCCCCUGCGCUGACGACCACGGAGGAUAUUAGGCUGUGUGUUGGGUAAAUAAAUAUCGCACACUGACGUCGCUAUCCGAAACCUCGCCGCGGUGCGCAAGAACAAGAGGAACGAGGAUCGCCGACUGCUAGGGACUGCGCGUUACGCUGUUUCCAAGAGCUUUGCUGGGACUAAACAAACCAUCCACCGAAUGACUUGAGAUGUGGUCAGUAUUGAACAAAGCUUGACGUUCAAGAGGCAGAAUUUAUCCUGAGUGAGUCUCGGUGCCGUGUUCAGCGGGUGGAUAGACAGGAGCGAGCGGCUGUGAGGCGAAAUACUGUGGUGUUGUUAUAUUCCGUGUCAUUUGCCCUCUUCCAAAUAACGUAAUAUUUUUUUUGAACGUUGUAUUUUCGCUGCCUGCACGCCGACUUGCCGGACUGACUUUUCCAAGAGGUUACACUCUGAGGAGCAACGUGUUUAUGGAUUGCUGCGCAGCGAGGAACACCGGGAGUUGUAGGCUACGCGCUUAUGCAUCGAUCAUGUUGAUACCUCGCUGUUGCUGUAAACUUUGAUAGAUGUUUACAGAAAGAACUCAGUAAUAUAGAACAACGUUUUGAUUAAAUAAGCUCAGACAAGCUCAGACUGACCUCUGGAGGAAGUGGGAAGCGCCUCUUCGCCCUCCCUCGGUUUUUCUCCCAAGACGUCAAGACGGAUCUGUAUCACUGAGUCUGACUCUCCUUCUGCGAUUUAAACAAAGACCAAAGUGUUUGGGGAUAGCAUGGCAAUGGUAGUAAACCAGUGGCCAGAGAACAUUUCGGCAGAUCCGGGGUCUCAGCUCCAGAUUUGCGGCCAGGAGCCCGGCGGGGCACCGGGGACUCCCAACGGUUCCACCCCAGGGAACGACGCACUUUCCGGGGACAAGAUCCCCAACGUGGACUGCAUGGUGUGCGGGGACAAGUCCAGUGGGAAGCAUUACGGUCAGUUCACCUGCGAGGGAUGCAAAAGCUUCUUUAAGCGCUCAGUGAGGCGGAACCUCUCGUACACCUGCCGGGGGAACCGAGACUGUCCCAUCGACCAGCACCACCGGAACCAGUGUCAGUACUGCCGCCUGAAGAAGUGCCUCAAAGUCGGCAUGAGGAGAGAAGCUGUACAACGAGGACGUACAUCGAACUCCCAGAGCAGCCCAGGACAGUACCUGACCAAUGGCACUGACCCGUACAAUGGCCAGCCCUACCUAUCCGGCUUCAUUUCUCUGUUGCUACGCGCCGAGCCCUACCCCACAUCUCGCUAUGGGGCCCAGUGCAUGCAGGGAAACAACCUGAUGGGCAUUGAGAACAUCUGCGAGCUGGCGGCAAGGCUGCUCUUCAGUGCUGUUGAGUGGGCCAAGAAUAUCCCUUUCUUCCCUGACCUGCAGCUCAUGGAUCAGGUGGCGCUGUUACGCAUGUCAUGGAGCGAGCUCUUCGUCCUCAACGCCGCCCAGUGCUCCAUGCCGCUUCAUGUGGCCCCUCUGUUGGCAGCAGCAGGCCUGCAUGCAUCGCCCAUGUCGGCAGAACGGGUGGUGGCCUUCAUGGACCACAUCCGCGUCUUCCAAGAGCAGGUGGAGAAGCUGAAGGCCCUGCAGGUCGACACGGCUGAAUAUUCCUGUCUCAAGUCCAUCGUGCUCUUUACUUCCGAUGCUAUGGGACUGUCAGAUGUUGCCCACGUGGAGAGCAUCCAGGAGAAGUCCCAAUGUGCCCUGGAAGAGUAUGUAAGGAACCAGUACCCCAGUCAGCCAAACCGUUUUGGACGUCUCCUCCUCCGACUGCCCUCCCUGCGCAUCGUCUCGUCUCCGGUCAUCGAGCAGCUGUUUUUCGUUCGCCUGGUAGGCAAAACACCCAUCGAGACGCUGCUUCGCGACAUGCUGCUCUCGGGCUCCAGCUACAACUGGCCCUAUAUGCCCACCGUGCAGCGCGACCGGCCCAUCUCCCUCCACUACAACGAGAACGGGCCCUGAGGUGGAGAGACAGACGAAGGAGAAGCUGCGGGACAUAUUCAGGCUGAACGUCCAUCUGACUACUCAUCCAUCCUUCCUUCCCUUCAUUCUCUGCAUUUAACUUCUCAGCUUUCUCAGAGGAAGCACCUCCCUCCACCAUUCCACUCAAAAACACAGACUGACAGUAUCAUCUGUUACUGUCCCGGUUACACAAGCCAGCCAAUCAUUCAUUAUGGCCAUUUCAAAGACUAGGUGGCCCGUUUGCAGUCCCUCAGCCAAUUGUGCAUUCUGCAUUUGAGAUGUGGCACGAGAUGGACAGGUUGGUAGAACGGGUUAUUGCGCAGUUCACCAGCAGGUCUGUUGGACUCACUUCAGAUGUCAGUCUCAAACCCCAUGAAAACAGUGGCAGCGAAAGACAAAACAUUUGCUUUAUUGUUGGUGCUUGGUGCUAUGCCUAUAUUUACAGAGGCUGUGUACAAGCAUCCCAGUAUGGCUAAUACUGAGCAAGGGCUUUGCCAAUAGGACUCUAUGACCAAGAGCACAAGGCCCGUUGUAUAUUUACCAAUUUUUGAAUAAAGCCAGAAGCCAUUAAAAAAAAAAGACAAAUGCCAAAAUGUCUUGGACUUUUUGCAGAGGACAUGUUUUAAUGUGUGUGUUUGUAUUAGCACUGUUUAUAUGGAGAGAAAACUCAUGAUUGUGUCCAUAUGUACAGUAUAUCGUUGAUUCAUAGGCAUCUAUAGCGUAUUAGGGUUCAAUGGGAAAAGCUCAGGUUCAAUGGGUGGGUAGACAGACAGACAGACAGACGGACGGACAGAAAGACAUGCCAAUAUCAGUACAAGAGCAAAAAGACAAACCCAGCAAAAUUUACACUUAUCAGCAGCCUGUGCCAAAGCUGAAAAAUGCAUAUUGUUUGGAUAUUUUUGUGGUAGUGUUGGUGAUGACAAUUUAAUGUUUGGUUUGUCUAUAAUUUGACUAUAUGCUUGUUUUUGGGUCUCAGGGGGAGAAAAGGAGUCUGUUAAAAAAAUACAAAUAAAAGCUUAGGCACUUGCAUUGUAACCUAGUCAGAACCUACACUUAUUCACUCCUGUAAAAUCACAGCACUGGUAGAUUUUUGCUACCUUUAUGCCAUUUGAUCGAUCUACCUUUUUACUUAUUCAAAAGGCCCAUUAAAACUCCUUACAUGUUUUAUCACAGGAGUGACAAAACUACUCAUCCUCAUUGUUGUUUUUUAGUCAUGAUUGUCAAUAUUGGAGCUUUU